CUCUAGGGCUGAGGCAGGAGGAGGAGGGAAGGACUGAAAAGCAGAGAGACAGGUUAGAGGAAAGAAGAGGCUUGGGAAGGAAACAGCAAAAAAGAAACUGCUCAUCACAGUUACUGAGAGGCAAACGACGGUGGAGAUGGGGACAGAGAGAGGCAAGACUAUGACAGCCAAAAAAGACAAAUAGAAAGAGGAAAAAAUGCCAAGAACAUCCAUCCGGAGAAAUGAAGAGAAUGAAAGUUUUAUGCUGCAGAGCCAUUCUAUGCUUUUCCGGCACAAAAUUCCCUCGCUGUUUUUAAGCCCUUUUGCAUUUGCCAGCCGUUGACAGUAAGAGGCAUGUUCAGCGGUGCCAACAGCAUCUCCUCUUCCUUCUCCUCUUCCUCUUCAUCUUCCUCCUCCUCCUUCUCCUUUUCCUCCUCCUCCUUCUCCUCCCAUCAGCGAGAAGACAAACCGAGGACAGUCUUGAAAUACCGAAAUUUCCUCCUUGGGAUUUGCCAGCGCCGCGUUGCGCCAAGACUGUCGGAAUAAAGGACGCUGACUAUUGUAUUAUUAUUUUAUUAAUUGGUCAGUGGGAAGAUUACAGAUGAGGAAAGGGGACGCCUGUCACCCUUCCUUCUCUAAAAUCAAAAAAUGAGGUUGAAUUGGGGGAAACCCUAAAAUGAAGCAAAAGAAAUAAGAUUUGUAAGGACAGAAAGCCACAGGAGCCCCCCCACAUAGCGCACUUUUAUUUGUAUUUUUUAUUUGAGAUUUUUUUUUUUUUUUUUUCGUGGUGGUGGGGGAGGUGAUUGGGUGGCUGACUGGCUGCGGGAAGCUGCUUCCUUUCCCUUUGGAGAUGAUUGUGCUAUUAUUCUUUGCCUUGCUCUGGAUGGUGGAAGGAGUCUUUUCCCAGCUUCACUACACGGUGCAGGAAGAGCAGGAACAUGGCACUUUCGUGGGGAAUAUCGCUGAAGAUCUGGGCUUGGACAUUACAAAACUUUCGGCUCGCGGCUUUCAAACGGCGCCCAACUCUCGGACCCCUUACUUGGACCUCAACCUGGAGACCGGGGUGCUGUACGUGAAUGAGAAGAUUGACCGCGAGCAAAUCUGCAAGCAGAGCCCCUCCUGCGUCCUGCACCUGGAGGUCUUCCUGGAGAACCCCUUGGAGCUGUUCCGGGUGGAGAUCGAGGUGCUGGACAUCAACGACAACCCCCCCUCCUUCCCGGAGCCGGACCUGACCGUAGAGAUCUCUGAGAGCGCCACGCCAGGCACCCGCUUCCCCUUGGAGAGCGCUUUCGACCCAGACGUGGGUACCAACUCCUUGCGCGACUACGAGAUCACCCCCAACAGCUACUUCUCCCUGGACGUGCAGACCCAGGGGGAUGGCAACCGAUUCGCCGAGCUGGUGCUGGAGAAGCCUCUGGACCGAGAGCAGCAAGCGGUGCACCGCUACGUGCUGACCGCGGUGGACGGGGGAGGAGGGGGAGGCGGAGAUGGAGGAGGAGGCGGCGGCGGGGGAGGGGGCCUGCUCCCCCAGCAGCAGCGCACCGGCACGGCCCUACUCACCAUCCGAGUGCUGGACUCCAACGACAAUGUGCCCGCCUUCGACCAACCCGUCUACACUGUGUCCCUACCAGAGAACUCGCCGCCGGGUACGCUCGUGAUCCAGCUUAACGCCACAGACCCAGAUGAGGGCCAGAAUGGGGAGGUCGUGUACGCCUUCAGCAGCCACAUUUCGCCCCGGGCGCGCGAGCUCUUCGGACUCUCCCCUCGCACCGGCCGGCUGGAGGUGAGCGGCGAGCUAGACUACGAAGAGAGCCCGGUGUACCAAGUGUACGUUCAAGCCAAGGACCUGGGCCCCAACGCCGUGCCUGCGCACUGCAAGGUGAUAGUGAGGGUGCUGGAUGCUAACGACAACGCGCCGGAGAUCAGCUUCAGCACCGUGAAGGAGGCGGUGAGCGAGGGCGCGGCGCCCGGCACGGUGGUGGCCUUGUUCAGCGUAACCGACCGCGACUCCGAGGAGAAUGGGCAGGUGCAGUGCGAGCUGCUGGGGGACGUGCCGUUCCGCCUCAAGUCUUCCUUCAAGAACUACUAUACCAUCGUGACCGAGGCCCCCCUGGACCGAGAGGCGGGGGACUCCUACACCCUGACCGUGGUGGCUCGCGACCGGGGCGAGCCUGCCCUCUCCACCAGUAAGUCCAUCCAGGUGCAAGUGUCAGAUGUGAACGACAACGCGCCGCGCUUCAGCCAGCCGGUCUACGACGUGUAUGUGACCGAGAACAACGUGCCGGGCGCCUACAUCUACGCGGUGAGCGCCACAGACCGUGAUGAGGGCGCCAACGCCCAGCUAGCCUACUCGAUCCUGGAGUGCCAGAUCCAGGGCAUGAGCGUCUUCACGUACGUGUCCAUCAACUCCGAGAACGGCUACCUGUACGCCCUGCGCUCCUUCGACUAUGAACAGCUCAAGGACUUCAGCUUCCAAGUGGAAGCGCGGGACGCCGGUAGCCCCCAGGCGCUGGCUGGCAACGCCACGGUCAACAUCCUCAUCGUGGAUCAGAACGACAACGCUCCAGCCAUCGUCGCCCCCCUUCCGGGGCGCAACGGGACUCCGGCGCGCGAGGUGCUGCCCCGCUCGGCUGAGCCCGGUUACCUGCUGACCCGCGUGGCCGCGGUGGACGCAGAUGACGGCGAGAACGCCCGGCUCACCUACAGCAUCGUGAGGGGUAACGAAAUGAACCUCUUCCGCAUGGAUUGGCGCACCGGGGAGCUCCGUACAGCGCGCCGGGUGCCGGCCAAGCGCGACCCCCAGCGGCCUUACGAACUGGUGAUCGAGGUGCGCGACCACGGGCAACCUCCCCUGUCGUCCACCGCCACCUUGGUGGUGCAGCUGGUGGAUGGCGCUGUCGAGCCCCAGGGCGGGGGCGGGGGCGGUGGCGGGGGGUCAGGAGAGCACCAGCGCCCCAGCCGCUCCGGCGGCGGGGAGACGUCGCUGGACCUCACCCUCAUCCUCAUCAUCGCGCUGGGCUCGGUAUCCUUCAUCUUCCUUCUGGCCAUGAUCGUACUUGCAGUGCGGUGCCAGAAAGAGAAAAAGCUGAAUAUCUACACGUGUCUGGCCAGCGACUGCUGCCUCUGCUGCUGCUGUGGCAGCGGGGGGUCGACCUGCUGCGGCCGCCAAGCCCGGGCGCGCAAGAAGAAACUUAGCAAGUCGGACAUCAUGCUGGUUCAAAGCUCCAACGUACCCAGUAACCCGGCCCAGGUGCCGGUGGAGGAGUCCGGGGGCUUUGGCUCCCAUCACCACAACCAGAAUUACUGCUACCAGGUCUGCCUGACCCCCGAGUCCGCCAAAACCGACCUGAUGUUCCUUAAGCCCUGCAGCCCAUCGCGGAGUACGGACACUGAGCACAACCCCUGCGGGGCCAUCGUCACCGGUUACACAGACCAGCAGCCCGACAUCAUCUCCAACGGAAGCAUUUUGUCCAACGAGAAUAAACAUCAGCGAGCAGAGCUCAGCUAUCUAGUUGACAGACCUCGCCGAGUUAACAGUUCUGCAUUCCAGGAAGCCGACAUAGUAAGCUCUAAGGACAGUGGUCAUGGAGACAGUGAACAGGGAGAUAGUGAUCAUGACGCCACCAACCGCGGCCAGUCAGCUGGUAUGGAUCUCUUCUCCAACUGCACCGAGGAAUGUAAAGCACUUGGCCACUCAGAUCGGUGCUGGAUGCCCUCCUUUGUCCCUUCUGAUGGACGCCAGGCUGCUGAUUAUCGUAGCAAUCUGCAUGUUCCUGGCAUGGACUCUGUUCCAGACACGGAAGUGUUUGAAACUCCAGAAGCCCAGCCCGGGGCGGAGAGGUCCUUCUCCACCUUCGGCAAAGAGAAGGCCCUUCACAGCACCCUGGAGAGGAAGGAACUGGAUGGACUGCUGUCUAAUACACGAGCGCCUUACAAACCACCAUAUUUGACACGGAAAAGGAUAUGCUAGUCAAUUCUACAGGACUUAUCUGAAGCAGCAUGAUUUGCACAAAGUCGACCAACAAAAGCAUCAACUUUUCAACUUCAUUUAUCUUGGCCAUCCAGUUAGUUGUGUAUAACUGAGUAUUAGGUUGCCGACAGAGUAUCAUGGCCAAUUAUAGGACCUAAUUGCUCUCAGCAGGCCUGAGAAAUGAGUUGAAAUGUGCAGAACUGUAGAAACUUUAGGCAACUGAUUUUGCCUCUCCGAUCAGUGUGUGCCUGUUUACAGCACUAUAUAUCUUUCUCUCUCCAAAUGUCACUGAGCCCUUUAGAUGUUUAUAUUCACCACGAGAAGCCAGUCAUAAAGAUAAAGGAAAUUUGUGCAUUAUAAAUGCAAUAUCACUGUUUUAAACUUGACUGUUUUAUAUUAUUUUUGUGUGAUCAAGUGUUCCCCAAGCUAUUCCAACUUUACAAGAGAUUGUGAUUAUGUUCUUCUCACCUGUGGGUUAUAAAAAAUGUAUUCUGAAGACCCACAAAAUAUCAAAGACAUUCUGUAGUUUAUAC
Molecule: messenger RNA, 4482 nt
Organism: Dama dama (fallow deer)
Lineage: Eukaryota; Metazoa; Chordata; Mammalia; Artiodactyla; Cervidae
Gene: PCDH10
Product: protocadherin 10
Exons: 5
Coding region: 830-3949 (1039 amino acids)
Biological process (GO): homophilic cell-cell adhesion
Cellular component (GO): plasma membrane
Molecular function (GO): calcium ion binding
Source: RefSeq, a predicted model, not a curated record